UUUGUUGAGGUUAACAGGAUUACACGAGGCUAUUAGACAUGAUCUAGCAGAGCAGCAGUCACUUCUGCUGAGCUGGCACACGUGAAGUUUGAGGUUGUCAUGGAAACUACCACUGCUGAUGCUUUAAGUCGGUGCUGCCGCCCCCUCUCCCUCUAUUCCCGCCUAUAUCAUCUGCUUGGAAGAGUGGACAGUAAAAGGCAGAUGAUCUGAUACGCUUCUAGCUUUCACUUCUGUCUUGACUCUGUUGGUUUUGUUUUCCCCCCAUCUCGCUCUUGUUUUUGCAGUACCGGUACUUUCCUCCGAGGCUGAGGGCAGCACUGGGGGAGCGGUGGACGUCUUCUGACAUCAUAUCCCAGCAUCCAGUCGCUGCUCGGAUGGGAGCGGAGAAGGCGACACGGGGACGCACAUAUUCAGAUGAACUGGAUCAUGAGGCUCUGAAGCACACGCCCACAGCAGCAGCAUCACUCUGCUGCGCUACAUAGAGACCAGCACACACUCCCAUCUCUCACUCCGUGCGCCUCGUCCUGCCGCACACACACACACACACACACACAGACACACACACACACAGACACGUGCUGCAGGGAAGAUCCGAGUGUUGGGUCGCUGAGCAUUCAGACCCUCGCUCCCUCCCCUUCUCUUGUCUUCUCCCUCUCACUCUCUCACUCCCUCUCCCCGCUCACCUUGUCGGUUCCGGCCGGUUUAUUGUUGCGUCAGAGCUGAGGACAGCCAGCGAGAAGCAUGCCGGGGGAGAGCACUCACAGAUCUGUCCCUGCUGACAAGCAUCCAGAGCAGGGAGCAGAGGAGGCAGGGCUCCCUGGACCAGACAUGACCAGACACCCAUCUACCGACUCCACCCCUAGUGACAGUGGAUCCUCUCCUAGUGACAGUGGCUCCAGUCCUUCUCCCAGUACGCCUCAGAAGCUACUCCCAGCAUGCACCUCUCCUUUUGGACCAAGGAUUUUCCAUGCAACUCCCAGCUCCUCUGGUGCGACGAGACCUCAACCUGAAGGCUCUGACCAUCGCACCACCAACAAAAUGCCCAGACUGUCUGGGAAGCUCGGGGGUCACGGGCCAUGUGGUCGCUAUGUCCCCGUUAAGAUGGAGAGAAUUAAGGUCCUGACUGCGUCUGAGGUGGUGAGUGACUACCAGGAGCCCCAAACCAUUGACACAAGGGUGGUGAUGGGUCAAGAAACACUGCUCAAAACAGCGAAGAUCCAGGCAGGGAAGCUCCUGCUGAAGCCGAGCUGUAAAUCUAUGCCAGCUAACCCGAGCUUUUCAGAUCCUCAGGCACAUGUGAAAGAGACCCAGGCGGAUUCAAGCAAAGAGGAAAGACAAGUGCAAAACUCUCAAGAACAGCAGGGCACACACAACGAGUGUGUACAGCCCCCAGUCACACCCACCGCUCCACAGAACCCCCUGCUUACUGCAUCCUCCUCCCCAGAGCCAGUCAAAGCUGAUAAGAGUUUGAUGGACAACAAAGAAGAGGGCCACACACUUACGCAAGAUGAAGUGCCUUCCCUUCCCUUUUCUGAGCUGGCCUGUCCAGUGACUCUGUCCUUCUCUGAGCCGGCCUGUGCUGUGGAUCCGCUACGAGUGGGUGUGCCCUCGUCCCUUGACCCCGACUUAUACUAUACUGCCCCCUCCACUCCAAUCAAGAUGGUUUCCCGCUCUUCACACCUUAAACAUCAUUCGUAUCCUGGCUCUCCAUCCUGUCCCCUAUCCCCCGGUUCUCCCUCAGACAGUGAGGACCUCUGUUCCCCUCUCACGUCUCCAUCCGGCUCUUAUAUAACAGCAGAGGGAGGCAGCUGGGCCUCCUCUUAUACAUCUUCCACCUCCCCCUCCACAUCCCCCAACCUGCUCCUCACAGAAGAAGCCCAGGAGGCCCCUGCUUGCUUCGUGGGAUCCUUGUCAGAAAUCGGAGAUGAGGUCGGAGAGGAAAAGGGAAGAACAGGUCCAGAAAGAGAGGAGGAAAGGGCAGGCGACUUCUGCACAUACCAUCCUGGGGAUUUUUCUAUGAACACACAAACGGGUGUCACAGGGACAGUGAUCCUUGAGGAGGAAGAAUCCCCAAAAGUGGAUGACGUCAAGGUUUCCAGAGAGAGCUGUCGUCCAUGUUGGGUGACUGAGGAUACGUCUCCUCUAAGGAGCAGUAGUAGCAGCGACUCACAGGAGGACGGGGGAGAAUCUGAGAGUUCGCUCUGUCCCCUGGAAGAGACCAGUGUGAGGAGAGCGGAGUACUCUAGAGCCAUGCACACAGGGCUGAAACUGCAGCUAGGGGCCUGCAUAUCAGAGGAGCAUUACAGAAGGAUGGAUGAGCAGCCAGAACCGCCCUCCGCAGCUCUGACUCCUGACAACGAAAGCAUGACCAUGGCUUCAUCCAGCCUCAGCCCUGACUCACCUCUCACCCCCCUGGACGCCUUCUGCCCGGGGGCCUUCGACAGGCUUGGCUUCAGCUCCUUCAUGUUCUCUCAGGCAGCCUGUGCUGAUGAUGUACCGGAGGAGGAGCGAAUGAUCCCGGCCUCACUCAUCUCCUUCCCCCUCCACACUAGCCUCAUCUUUAAGGCUGAUUCAAUGGAAAUUACCCUGUUCCCCACAGAGGAGGAAAGCGAAAUAGGGGAAGUUAAUGACAGACAUGAAGGGAAAGAUGUUGAUGCCUAUGCAGCGGGGGAGGAGGAGGCUGAUGUAGAAGAUGAUGACGAGGAUGAUGAGGACGACGAUGAUGAUGAUGAUGAUGAUGACGAAGAUGAGGACGACUAUGAAUUUGAUGAUGAUGUUGACGGCAACACGAAUGGUGCCGCCCAUGCGGAUGGUGAGACCAAUGAUGACAGUGAGGGUCAUGAUGAGGCUGGCGAAGAAGCUAAAGUAGAGGUGAAAGUGGUAGAGGAGGAAGAGGACAAGGAGCGUGACAGUAAAGUGGUGGAGGAUCCUACAGACGAGGACAGCUCUGCAUCCUUCCUUCAUUCACUUUCAGAGACGUCUAUUAAUGAGGGCUUGGAUGAGUCCUUUUGUUUCCAAGACGACACAGAUGAUUCGUUAGACUCCGCCUCCUAUAACGGGGAGGAAGACGAACGUCUAUACAGCACCGAGAGACACGCACAGUCCCUAGAACCCACCUCAGCGGACUCGCUGGAUCUGAAUGACGACCAGUCAGAACCCAAGCAAUGUUCCAGCAGUGAAACGACUCAAAUGGAAGCUUUGCACACACAAAGUAGCACAAACAAACUAGUGGAGGCCCCCCAAACCAUCUGUUUCUCCAAAGACAUUGCUGCCCACGUUGUCGAACCUCCUGAAUCGGAAGCUUCAGAUGGCUUCGAUCAGACCAAAACUUUAGACAAACCCUUAGAUUGCCAGAAGGCGUCCUGUGCUUUAGAAGCAGAGUCCAGCAACGUCAAUGACACUGGAGCUGAAAGUGACAUGAUGGCUAUUUCUAAUGUUUUUAACCCUUUUCAACAACCUCAAGAGGUUUGUCUUUAUUUCAGGCCCUCAGCGCCUGUUGAUGUUCCCUCAGACAGUGUUGCUGAGGUCCAAAUGUCUCCACCCUCUGCCACCGAAACAACAUGCCAGAAAAGUUUAAUUUCUCCUGAAGAAUUGUCAAAGGAACAGUCCAAAACAAAUGAUUUGAAACCAAGUGCUGCUUAUUUAGAGGAUGCACCAGAAAGAGACUCUUUUCAGCUGCUGAUCAAGCCUAGUCAUUAUCAGCUGGAAAGUCACAUAACUGUUGGAGCAACUAGACGCAUAUUAACAAAGUCCUUUUCCAAUAAGCCUGAUGGAGGUACAGAGACCAUCCGUGGUUCCGGUACCAAGAGGGAGCAUGACGCUGAGACUGACCAGAAGAAUGAAAAUCCCCCUCCUGAGUCCACAAAUACAGAGAAUAGAGGCACUGACCCUGGUCCUUCUCUGAAUCUGCCUGCUGCCACCAACGAUUUGAAUAAAGGUGUUCUUCCUCUGUCUGGUCCGAAAGACUCUAGUCCCAAUCCCAGUAAUAUCCCUGUUUCUGUCUCUCCAGAGGUCAUCUCGGAACUUGCUGACAACCUGGCCCUGACACCUGAGCACUGUACCAGGGACUCAGCCCUGGAGAACCUGAGGGAAAACACCCUGACUGCAGACGAGGGGGUUCUGGGGGCUGUCGGCUCUCCACAGUCUCCCUUCGCUAUUUCCCCCAAAAGGGAGAACUCAGAAACAGACACGAGCAGGGAGAUUGGUCCUGGAAUCGGAGCAUGGUGCGGCGACACCAUGGGCCUUGGUCUGGGAUUAGGGUCCCGGCGUGAGUUUGGUGUUUGGGCAGCAGGAGAAUCCCUUUCCCUGACUUUGGAAAAGGGUUAUGAGUUAGAGGCAGAGAGUCUCCUCAUGUGUGACACAGAAGGCCAGAGCACUCAGACUGCCAUGGUUCCUCACACAAGCAGUGAAGUGCACUUUGACAGUGUUGUGGGUUCUGCUCUUGAUGAGGAAGACAACAACAGUCUGUGUGGAAACAGGGACCAGAUGGUGGAGGAAAUACUGGGAGGGGAGGGAACUCUGGAGUCCAACUUGGACCAUUGGAGGUCCAUCGAGGAGAUCUCAGAAGCAGGGGGAGGUGAGGAUGGAAGCUCCAGGUUCCCAGAGGAUGAUGUCAGUAAUCUGAACCCAGACAAUGAUAAAGACAACACAAACACACAAAUACAAGACACUUGGAAGAACUGUAAAGCUAACAUCGACUCUGCCUUUGAUUCCCUGGAAGUAUCCAUGUGUGGAAGCCUGAAUGCUCUGUCAGAGGAAAUGAGAUCGCAGAGUGUUAGUGUCAGUGUUCGAGAAUCGAUGUCUAAUAUUCCGCUUGAAGAGCCAACGCACAGCUCUGUAAAGCAGACAUCAGACAGAACCCGGUCCCACUCCUCAAAGGAAGGUAUCUGUAGCAUCUCGCUUCCAUUAGCUGGAGUUGACACAGCUGCAACAAACAAGCCUGUCAUUUUAGCAGAUAACGCUGCAUCAAAAUGUCAAACCAGUCCAGAGUGUGAGACAAUCGAUCCCCAGAGCAGUACAGCGUUUUCUUUGCUACACGGAUCCUUUGGUUCCUUUUCCCCUAAAGGUAAAUCUAAGCAAUCCAAAACAAGCAGAACUUAUCAAGUUAAACCACUUGGUUCCCCAUCAGAACCAAACUCAAAGUCUCAGACGAAGGAUGAAAAAACGGGGGAAGUGAAUCCUGUUACUGACAGACUUGUUGAUGAACCAAAGACUAAUGAGGCCUUUAAAGGACAGACGCUUCUUGUUUGUAACUCAGGUGAAGAAGAUGAGGGCGAAAAAGUGAAACAGGAAACUAAUGAGGGACAAGAAGUAGAAGCCAGAAAGAACGAAAGGGAAAGAAAACAGAAAAGCCCAGAGCACUUUAUGAGUCACGGCCCGAAGGAGGAGCCUCGCACAGAUAAGCCAAAUGCUGCCAAGAAAGGGAGGAGAGGGAGGAGAAACAAACACAGGGCGUCCCAGGCGGGCGGUCGCUCUGACUCCAGCCCUGAAUGUUCUGAGGAUCCAAAGAAACCACAUCAAGGAGACGCGACGGAGCGUUCGGUCAGAAGAACGGCCCACAAAGCCUCAUCGCUGGACCGCUCGCACACCACGUCCGGAUCCGCGUCUUGUUCAGAGACGCAGCGGGACAACAGUCCUGGUCCUGGCGUCACCGCGCUCCCCCCCGACAAUCUCAACGCGGCGGCGGCGAUGACCCGAGAGGUGCUUGACAACAGACCUCUGCCCGACAGUCAGCGAGGGCUCACAGUGGACAUCAAUGACAACAACAUAGACGCCGUGGCCGCGGUCAACCUGAAUGUGGGGUCGUGCUCAUUUCCUGCCUCCUCCUCCCCCCCUUUACCUCGUGCCUCAGUCAAAGCAGACACCGACCUGUCGACGCCGGUGCAGGAGUCCCAACCUCUCUUCUCAGCCCAGCAACAACAGUCGGCGCUGUUUAUGUGUCACACCAACCCCUCCCCCAGAACACAACGAGCCCCAGAGUCUCAGUUCCUCUCCACCAGAAACCUUCAAGAAUCCCCCGUCGCCCUUUCGACAUCAGCUUCCUCUGCUACAAGAGUGUCUUUGCCCUCUUUCUCCAGUGCCAUGCCGUUAGGCUUGUCUCAGCCUACCCAAGAAUCAUCUGCCCCCGAGUCGGGACCUCUGGAUUCAGCAUGUGUUCUGUCCUAUUCACAGUCUCAGGCUGCGUUCAAUGUCCAGCCUCAGAAGCAACUCAGGCAAGGCCGCACAUGGAGCACACAAGACAGGUGCAGAGGUCCCAGUUUGGCUGAGGAAAGGACCGACAGUGAAGAUGACGGAGCGCUCGCUCAACACGAGCACCGGUCCCGGCCCAGAGGCGUCACAGGCAGCAGGAACGGAUCCAUUCCCAAGGAGUCGGGUCAACGCGGCCAACGGGACGCGCUCCCUCUGUCGGCUCAUCAGACAGCAGACCGACAGUCAGGGUGUCCCUUGAACCACAGUCACAAGAUUUCAGAAGAGAUCAACUUGUCCUUCAAAAACAACUGUUCGAUACUGGCUUCUUGUAAUGAGUCUGAGAGUGAGGGGUCAGUGCCUGAGCUGGAGGAGGCCGAGCCGCUGAGACCGUCCGAGCCUCAGUCUAUCUCCUCUGUGGAUGACGGGAUGAACAGGCCCAAACAAAGCCGCAGUGAAAAGAAGGCCCGCAAGGCCAUGUCUAAACUGGGCCUGAAGCCAGUUCAUGGUGUGACCAGAAUCACCAUCAGGAAGUCCAAGAGCAUUCUGUUUGUCAUCAGUCGCCCGGACGUUUUCAAAAGCCCGGCAUCGGACAUUUACAUCGUAUUUGGAGAAGCAAAAAUCGAGGACCUGUCUCAACAGGCUCACAAAGCAGCUGCAGAGAAGUUCAAGGUGCCUGUGACCUCCUCGCCCUUGGCUCCACCUGUGCCACCCAGCCUAACCAUCAAAGACGAGAGCGAGGAGGAGGAGGAGGAGGUGGACGAGGGAGGUCUCGAGCAGAGAGACAUCGAGUUGGUGAUGGCUCAGGCCAACGUGUCGCGAGCCAAAGCCGUCCGGGCGCUCAAACACAACAAGAAUGACAUUGUGAAUGCUAUCAUGGAGCUGACCAUGUGAGUGGAGGACGGUUUGAAUCCCGACCCCCUCCUCGGAGCCUCCACAGCCUAGAUGAGCUGACUCUUCUGUGCCGCUGCUGCUGUAUGUUCCAUCCUCAUUACCUGCUAAAUAAAACAUGGGCUUUGACUGCA
Molecule: messenger RNA, 7211 nt
Organism: Betta splendens (Siamese fighting fish)
Lineage: Eukaryota; Metazoa; Chordata; Actinopteri; Anabantiformes; Osphronemidae
Gene: nacad
Product: NAC alpha domain containing
Exons: 10
Coding region: 742-7080 (2112 amino acids)
Biological process (GO): protein targeting to membrane
Cellular component (GO): cytoplasm; nascent polypeptide-associated complex
Source: RefSeq, a predicted model, not a curated record